GUCAGCGGCAUCAAGGCGCUGUACGAGUCGGAGCUGGCCGACGCCCGGAGAGUUCUGGAUGAGACGGCCCGGGAGCGCGCCCGGCUGCAGAUCGAAAUGGGGAAACUGAGGGCCGAGCUGGACGAGGUCAACAAGAGUGCCAAGAAGCGCGAGGGUGAGCUCACGGUGGCCCAGAGUCGCGUGAAGGACCUGGAGUCGCUGUUCCACCGGAGCGAGGCGGAGCUGGCGGCUGCCCUCAGUGACAAGCGCGGCCUGGAGAGUGAGGCCUCGGAGCUGCGGGCCCAGCUGGCCAAGGCCGAGGACGGGCACGUGGUGGCCAAGCAGCAGCUGGAGAAGGAGACGCUGAUGCGGGUGGACCUGGAGAACCGCUGCCAGAGCCUCCAGGAGGAGCUAGACUUCCGCCGGAGCGUGUUCGAGGAGGAGGUGCGGGAGACGCGGCGGCGGCACGAGCGGCGCCUGGUGGAGGUGGACAGCAGCCGGCAGCAGGAGCACGACGCCAAGAUGGCGCAGGCGCUGGCGGAGCUGCGUGACCAGCACGCCGAGCAAGUGCGGCUGUACCGGCAGGAGCUGGAGCAGACCUACCAGGACCAGUCUCUGGGGAACUGGAGGAUCAAGCGGCAGAUCCUGGAGGGGACCGAGCUCGCCUACAAGUUCACGCCCAAGUACGUCCUGCGGGCCGGCCAGACGGUCACGGUGUGGGCGGCAGGCGCAGGGGUGGCCCACAGCCCGCCCGCGACGCUCGUGUGGAAGAGCCAGAGCAGCUGGGGCACGGGUGAGAGUUUCCGCACCGUCCUGGUCAACGCCGACGGCGAGGAAGUGGCCGUGCGCACCGUGAAGCAGUCCUCAGGGGCACGGGAGAUCGAGGACGGGGAGGAGGACGAGGAGGAGGCCGAGUUCCAGGAGGAGAAUGUUUUCCUCCAGCAGGGAGACCCCAGGACCACCUCGAGAGGCUGCCGUGUGAUGUGAACGCUCGCCCACUGAAGACUGUUUAUAUCGUUGGCUUUCCUUA
Messenger RNA from Carlito syrichta (Philippine tarsier), 1009 nucleotides. RefSeq names its product lamin-B2-like. The transcript has 8 exons. The record is from RefSeq and is a predicted model, not a curated record. The annotation marks the transcript as partial. Lineage: Eukaryota; Metazoa; Chordata; Mammalia; Primates; Tarsiidae.